GAAAAUGAAUUAAAUUAAUAAUUCCUUAAAUAAUUUUUUUACAAGAAAAAAAAAAUUAUUGAAAUAGAAUAACGAAAAAUAAGUUAAAUUUUAGAUGGCCAAUCAAAUAUGCGGUGUCAGGAGACCACUUUCUCCUGCAACUCAAGCGGAUAAGACCGACCGAUACCCUCCGACUGUUUCCUCCCCUCCCCUUUAGUCAACUAUAAAUUUGAGCAAGCGAGCAAUUCACGAAGCACCACCCAGCCCUAAUAGACCUGCGAAUGACUCGGAAGUUUGAGAUAGAAAGUAAAGGAGAGAAGGAUCACGGUUAUAAAUUGGUACAAAAGCAGCAGAGAGAGAUCUAGAAUUUAAUCAUUUUGAGAAAGAGGUAGAGAAAGGGUGAAAAAAACAAAAGGAGAGAGAGAGAGAGAGAGAGAUUGAGAGGUGAGGGUAGAGAGGCGAUCGAAAGAGAAGACCCGGAGAUAAGAGUCGCCGGCCAUGGAGGUUGGUAACGGAAGGAGGGAUUUGAAUAAGGGUAAUGGAUCUCCGCAGGAGGUCGACCGUCGUAGAGGCCACGGCGAGCACAUACGCCCCAGCCGACUGAGAAAGAUCGUGCUGGUGGCGUCCAUAGCCGCCGGUGUCCAGUUCGGUUGGGCCCUCCAGCUCUCUCUUCUAACCCCCUACGUCCAACUCCUCGGUGUUCCCCACGUCUGGGCAGCCUUCAUUUGGCUCUGCGGCCCCGUCUCCGGCAUGCUCGUCCAGCCCAUCGUCGGCUACUACAGCGACCGCUGCACCUCCCGCUUGGGCCGACGCCGUCCCUUCAUCGCCGCGGGUGCCGCCCUCGUGGCCGUGGCAGUCUUCCUCAUCGGCUUCGCCGCGGACCUCGGCAAGACCUUCGGCGACGAUAUGAAGAAGCCCAUCAAGCCCCGCGCCGUCGCCAUCUUCGUCGUCGGCUUCUGGAUCCUGGACGUGGCAAACAACAUGUUGCAGGGCCCAUGCCGCGCCCUCCUGGCCGACCUCUCCGGCAGCAGCCACCGCAAGACCCGCACAGCCAACAACUUCUACUCCUUCUUCAUGGCCGUCGGCAACGUGCUGGGCUACGCCGCCGGCUCCUACACCCGCCUCUACAACAUCUUUCCCUUCACUAAAACCGACGCCUGCGACGUUUACUGCGCCAACCUGAAGAGUUGCUUCAUUUUGUCCAUCGCGCUGUUGACGAUUCUCACCAUCGUCGCCCUCACUUGCAUUCGGGAGAAGCCGCUGGCGGCCCUGUCCAAGACGGGAAGCAGGAGGAACAACAGCAGCAUCAUUGACGACGACGACGACGAUAGCGACGACGAGAACGAUGGGAAGCAGAGUCCGUCGGUGAGCGAGCCGUUCCUGGGAGAAGUGGUUGGGGCGCUGAAGGAUUUGCCGAAGCCGAUGAGAGCGCUGCUGCUGGUGACGUGCUUGAACUGGAUCGCGUGGUUCCCGUUCCUGCUGUUCGACACGGACUGGAUGGGGAAGGAGGUGUACGGAGGAGAGGUGGGGAAGGGGAAGGUGUACGACCAGGGAGUGAGGGCGGGGUCUCUUGGCCUCAUGCUCAACUCGGUGGUGCUGGGGGUCGCCUCCCUCAGCGUAGAGCACUUGGGGCGUGCCGUUGGAGGCGUCAAGCGCCUAUGGGGUGGCGCCAACUUCUUGCUGGCCGUUUGCCUCGCCCUGACCGCUUUGAUCACCAAGAUGGCCGAGUCCCACCGCCACUUCGCCCCCGGUGGCACCGAACCCCUCCCGCCUCCCACCGGCAUCCAGGCUGGAGCCUUGGCUCUAUUCUCUGUCUUGGGGAUACCGCUCGCGGCAACUUUCAGCAUUCCCUUUGCCUUGGCAUCCAUAUUCUCUAGCAAUGCUGGUGCAGGUCAAGGACUUUCCUUGGGAGUUUUAAAUCUUGCCAUUGUUAUUCCUCAGAUGAUAGUGUCGGUAGCCAGUGGACCGUGGGACGCCCUGUUCGGUGGCGGGAACUUGCCGGCUUUCAUAGUGGGAGCGGUGGCGGCAGCUACCAGCGGCAUCCUGGCAUUCACACUGCUGCCAACUCCGCCGCCGGACCAAAGCGUGCCAUCCAAUAAGAAUCCGAGGAAUGGAAGCAGUUCAGCUGCUGCAACGCAGCAUUCGUGAUGAACACAGCUGGCAAAUACUAGAUAAUUGCAACCGUGGGAUUUUGGUAUAUGAUUAUAUGUCAACUACUUUCUUCUGUCUCUCUGUGGGUGUGUUUUGCUUCUUUGGUUUUUACUUUUUUUCCUUCGCUUUUCUGGGUUGUUCUCUAUUCCUCUCCAUCACUUUCUCGCUGUUAGCUCAAGGCCUUGUCAACUGGCUGCAUGCUGGAAUGGCCACUUGGUUGUGUAAUAUUUGCAUCAGUGACAGUGUCAUGCUUUGGCCUAAGCGUGACCCGUACAGUCCCAUGACAGUUCUUAAUUUUGCUUAUAUACAAAUGAAGCAGCUAAGUUGUGAUCGAGCAGCCAUUCGGCUGUUUUUUUGCA
Malania oleifera is the source of this 2489-nucleotide messenger RNA. RefSeq names its product sucrose transport protein-like. Gene Ontology annotation, biological process: sucrose transport. The coding region runs from base 478 to 2127 and encodes 549 amino acids. The transcript has 4 exons. Gene Ontology annotation, cellular component: vacuole; plasma membrane. NCBI's taxonomy places the organism in Eukaryota, Viridiplantae, Streptophyta, Magnoliopsida, Santalales, Ximeniaceae. Gene Ontology annotation, molecular function: sucrose:proton symporter activity. The record is from RefSeq and is a predicted model, not a curated record.